AUGACUCUGACCUGGCGAUAUUCCAUCAACACCAUCUUAUCUUGCUAUUGCGUGGCAACUGCUCUCGAUUCAUCACACAGCCUGGCCAGUGAGAGGAGCUCGAUAGAAAGCACAUACGAACUGACCAAGUACCUGGAAUAUCAGCUUAAAGAAAUCAAAGACAUAUAUCUCACCUAUCUAGGCCCUCCAUUUAAUGAGAAAGACUUCUCCCCUCCACGGCCCAACAGCACAGCUUUGUCUCUACCCAGUGCUGCCACCCGUCUGGAGCUGUGGCAUGGCCUGGAGAACCAAGCUCGGCUUGCCCAGAACCAAAAGGCUUACUCUGUGCUGCUGGCAGCUGUCAGGGAGCUGGCCCAAUCCACCCUCUGCCCCUCCCUUAAGACCUCCCUGCUGCACUUCUGCACAGGCCUGGAUGGACUGCUGGGGUCAAUAUCUGCUCUGAUGACUACCCUUGGUUACACACUUCCUCCUGCGUCUGCGAACAGUGGAGAUAAUGCUGGCGAGCUGCAGUACCCUCAGAGGGGGACAGGAAACGAGCGACCAGCUCCACUGAUGAGUCACAGUCUGUACAGGUCUAGAACUGGGACAAGGACAGAGUCCACUCAGCGUAACAACCAGAAACGCAACGGGAGGAGGGUGGUCAGGGGAGAGAGGGAGGACGCUGGUGGAUCAAGGGAGAAGGAAAGAGGAGAAAGAAGGAGGAGAGGGAAGAGGGAAGAGUCUGAGAGUGGGAAAUGGGCUGCCAGCAAAGAAGAGAUAGUAGAAGAAGAGAUAGUAGGGGAGGAGACAGAAGAAGGGCUGGAGCAAGAGAGAGGGGUGGAGAGAUGGGGGAGGAGGAGAAGGUUGCUGAGUUUCAACCAAGAUGGAGAAGGAGAGGAGCCUGUACACAGGGUUGAAGUGUUGUACCCAGGCACAGAAAGCUCCAGCUUCAUUCAGCAACCGACCAUCCCAACCAACACCAACAAUCAGUACAGCUACACCCUGAACUCACAUCACCCAGACACACUCAGGAGGGAGGAUGGAUUUAAUAUAGAGAGAAGCAGAGAGUUAAAGGUGGAGCAGGAGGAGAAACAAAUAGACAUGGACACCAUCUCCUCUUCCUCCACUUUUCAUCAUCAGCUUCGACUUCCUCGCUCCCUUUUCCCCCCGACUCUCCAAUCUCCCCUAUCCACCCUCUCCCUCCUCUACCAGUUUGGAACAAGUGAGGAGCACACCCUUGUCCCCCAACCGGUCCCUCUAUCUUUACGAAAGGGCACUGCCCUACUUUCACCGCCUCUGGCUCCUCUCCUCUCCUCCCCCUCCUCAUCCUCCUCUUCACUCCUGUCAGUGCAGCCAACCAUGAACGACUUUGCCAGGAAGGUAGAGGGAUUUUGGAUAUUACGAGAGCUGCAGAGUUGGCUGUGGCGAUCAGCGAAAGACUUCAACCGUCUCAAGAGGAGACUUCGAGGCUGAUACACUGAGACAAGGCUGGAGACUGAGAGAGCACACACACACACACAAACACAUGACUGUGCAGUAUAUCGGAAAUCUACUAUUUGCACAAAAUCUGAGUGGAAACUAACAGAGAGCUGUAACAGACAAUAGCACAUAAACACAUUCAUGCUUAACACAUUCAUUCAUUCUGUAGUGGGAGAAGUGAAUGAAGGACUUUUUGGCAGGUCACCAGAAGAGCUAAUGGAAUAUCACACACACAAAGCCAACACAUUACCAGCACUGUCACCCGUCUAAUGCACAUAGCAGCUCAUUGAGCGAGACACACUGAGCCUGGGCUGAGUUACCGGACUUCACGGCUCAUAGAUCAACAGAAAUACCACUGUAGGUGGUUAGACACACACACACACACACACACACACACACACACACACACACACACACACACAGGGGUAGAAUGAGUGACAGUCAGUGAGACAGACAGUGCAGUCAUUGAGCGAAAACUGAUUCGGUCAUCCCAGAUGUGUGAAUCAGCAAACAUUCAAUUUCUCACAGAGAAUCAGGGAAAAUUCUGAAUGGGUUAAAGACAAAAGGGAAGGACAUGGUCAGAGGGAUGAAGAGGGCACAAAGGGGAAGAGGAAGAGGCAGAAAAGGAGAGGAAGAUCGGAGGAGGCGUGAGUCAGGGGCAUGAUCGCUGGAAAUAACAGGCACAGGGUUACUGCUGAGUAAUCAGAAGUUGACUGGUCAGUUACAGUAACUCCACAACAGUGCUACACAUAGUGUCUAGACAGAGAGGUUGUCAAACACACACACACACACACACACACAGAUUUAUUGUGGUAUUUGGUGCCUUAACUUGCCAUUCACUUCUGUGCUGUUGUAUCACCCUUUAAUGAUUUCACACAACUGAAAAAUAUGUAACACAAUCUUAAAAUGUUUAACAGGUGAAGCAUUUUCUUUUAAAAACCUCAGAUAUCAUUAUUUUAGUGUUUAAAGGAAUCAUUUAGACAUUUUAGGCACUGGUAUUUUUGCUUUCUUGCUUUUUAACUCCCUUAAAUGAGAAGAUUAAAACAAAUACAUGACUGAAUAUAAAGCUGGAGCCAGCAGACUUAGCAUAAAGACUGGAAAUGAGGGGGACGGCUAGCCUGGCUCUGUCCAAAAGUACAAAGUGUAUCCAGCAAGCACUUCUAAAGCUAAUUAAUUAAAACAGUGUAGCUCGUUUUAAUUUUCGCACUUUGCCAAAAUCCUUGAGGUUGCCAAGCAUACAGCAGAGACUCCAGGAAGUCACUGCUCUAAGCUAAGAGAUAGUCCAACACUUUACCCGCAUAAAACAGUGACUUGUCACUUUUACACCAGUGGUGGAUAAACUGUGGUUCUUUAGGAAGCAGUUCCAGGAUAUAACUCCUUCUAAAACCACAAAUUCUAGGUUUUCCCCUUUGAUUUGUGUACAAGUUAAUCAAACACAGUGUGUAUGUGAGCUUUAGAAAUCUUGUCAGAUUUAUUUACCUUCAGGCAGAGGUAGGCAGGCUGUUUCUCUGUGCUCUCAAGCUCCAUUUACACAUCUGCAGUAAGGUCUUAUGCCACAGCUACUGUAUGUGCACAGGCUUCAUUGUAGCUCCUCUUCAGAAAUGUAGCUGCACAUUCAGGCUACACCAGCUACGGAAAUGCUACAUGUAGAUGGUCAACAUGAGCUGUUUAUGUUUUGUCCUACACGUUUCUGAUGCUGUAGAAUCAGAGAGAAGACAAGUUGAAAACUUAUUCAAUAAUCUUUUUGGGAUGGCACAUCUAGCAAAGCUGUUUCCACUGCAUAGCUUCUGCUAGUUAGCAUUGAAAUGCAUGAAACAGUGUAAAUACAACGGCUGUACAAAGAGCCCAUUGUAAUGAAACAACGUGGACCCUCCCACUGAUGCUCGCAUCACAAAUUUAAACACAGUUACUCUGGAUAACAUAAUUAAAAGCAUCACUUAACCUGAUCAAUAGCUGUAUACCCAUUUUAAUGUUGCUGUGGUGCUAUCAGCAGGUGACGCUGAACCAUAAAUCAAAGCCUACACUGUGGGUAUCUAUGACACGGCUUAACUUGCGGCUUGAGCUUCAUAUUUAAGAAACUAACCUGAGAGUGAUAUCAAUCUUCUCCUCUGACUCUUGGCAAGAAAGUGAGCCUUCCAAAAAUGUCAAACCGUUCCUGUAAGUACAGUCCUAAACACACAAAUUAGACACACUGCCUUUCAAAACAUGAUAUCGAAGUUUUCCCCUUGGCAAUUUACAGAUGGCUUAAUUUCUCUUCAGUAAAAUAUGUAGCUACAUCUCGUCAUUGUGCCUUGGAUGUUGUGGCUAAAGGUUAUAAAUCAUAUCUCUAUAUUAGCCUAUUUA
This is a messenger RNA of Monopterus albus (swamp eel), 3801 nucleotides long. RefSeq names its product cardiotrophin-like cytokine factor 1 (gene clcf1). Gene Ontology annotation, cellular component: extracellular region. Lineage: Eukaryota; Metazoa; Chordata; Actinopteri; Synbranchiformes; Synbranchidae. The coding region runs from base 1 to 1452 and encodes 483 amino acids. The transcript is spliced from 4 exons. The record is from RefSeq and is a predicted model, not a curated record. Gene Ontology annotation, biological process: cell surface receptor signaling pathway; positive regulation of tyrosine phosphorylation of STAT protein. Gene Ontology annotation, molecular function: cytokine activity.